CUAUUACCAGCUUUACAGAUAAAUGAAGUCUAUCAGGCGGUGCCUGCUUGGGUGGCGAUGUUAUCGUAAACAGUACCAAGAAUCUCAGCCUCAUCCUCUUCUUCUUCCUCUUCCUCUCACUCGCGCCCGUCCGUGCAUCAUUCAUCCUCUGCAUUUCUCCUAAAUUCCUCCUCCUUCCUCUCAAAUUCGUUCUCCUUCUGUGUGAUAUUGAUAUAUAAUCUAUCCGAUCUCUGUUGCAUUUCUGUGUAUAUCAGUCUCCGUGUGGUGUAUUACGGGAUCUGUGAUAGGUUUUGACUCGAAGACGGAACGGGAUGGGAAACACGAACGGGAGAGAAGAAGUUGGCGAUGAUCCGUCGGUAAGAUCUGGUAUCCCUAAUUCGCAUCCUCCUGGACACGUGCCUUCUUCGGAUUCUAUGGGAAAUUCGCCUCCUGGAAGUCCAGGACAAUCUCGAUCUCCUCUCUUGUUUGCUCCUCAGGUUCCAGUAGCUCCCCUUCCACGGGGUGAUGGCCCUCCAUUUCCCAAUCAGAUAUGGCCUAACGAAUCUCAUGGAGUUGUAAAUGAUGCUUCAGAGCAAGGAAUUCCUGUCAUUAUCACAUGGAAUUAUGGUGGUAACGAUGUGGCAGUGGAAGGAUCUUGGGACAAUUGGAAAUCAAGGAAGACAUUACAGAGGUCUGGUAAGGAUUAUUCGGUUAUUCUUGUUCUUCCAUCUGGCGUAUAUCAUUACAAGUUCAUUGUGGAUGGCGAGUGGAGGUAUAUUCCAGAUUUACCUUUUGUUGCCGAUGAAAUGGGCAAUGUCUGUAAUCUUCUUGAUGUGAAUGGUUAUGUGCCAGAAAAUCUGGACAGUGCAGCAGAGUUUGAAGCUCCACCAUCUCCAAGCCACAGUUACAGUCAGAAGUUUCCUGGUGAUGAAGAUUUCGCGAAGGAGCCUGCAGUAGUUCCACCCCAACUGCACCUGACCAUCCUUGGCGAUAACCAAGAGGAGUCAUUGUCAAGGCCCGACCAUGUAGUGCUUAACCAUCUUUUCAUAGAGAAAGGAUGGGCGUCUCAAUCCGUUGUUGCCUUAGGGCUGACUCACAGGUUCCAGUCCAAGUACGUCACCGUUGUACUGUACAAGCCGCAAAAAAGGUAAUAACUCUCUUGUUCCUCAAUCUGUAAAGGAAAGAAAACAGCAUUUCAAAAUUGUUUUUGAAUGGAUCUCUCUUGUUUAUACAGCUCUAGACAUUAGUGUGUACCGACCCACGUUUGUUUCAUUGUAUGUAACAUUCUUUGCAUUCAGUCAAGUCACUGGUAUUUUUUCGGCCACUAUUGCUAGUAGUAUAAGAUAGUUGGAAUCAUCUCUGUGCUUUUCUUAACUACUUGGGGUCAAAGUCUUCCUUGAUGAGCCAUUACGGGUAGUAUUGA
This is a messenger RNA of Carica papaya (papaya), 1402 nucleotides long. RefSeq names its product 5'-AMP-activated protein kinase beta-2 subunit protein (gene AKINBETA1). The record is from RefSeq and is a predicted model, not a curated record. Gene Ontology annotation, molecular function: protein binding. NCBI's taxonomy places the organism in Eukaryota, Viridiplantae, Streptophyta, Magnoliopsida, Brassicales, Caricaceae.